This is a messenger RNA of Nannospalax galili (Upper Galilee mountains blind mole rat), 1034 nucleotides long. Its product is annotated as cytochrome P450 2B1-like. Gene Ontology annotation, cellular component: cytoplasm; intracellular membrane-bounded organelle. The record is from RefSeq and is a predicted model, not a curated record. The transcript is spliced from 5 exons. Gene Ontology annotation, molecular function: heme binding; iron ion binding; oxidoreductase activity, acting on paired donors, with incorporation or reduction of molecular oxygen, reduced flavin or flavoprotein as one donor, and incorporation of one atom of oxygen. Gene Ontology annotation, biological process: xenobiotic metabolic process. Lineage: Eukaryota; Metazoa; Chordata; Mammalia; Rodentia; Spalacidae. Bases 1 to 678 code for a protein of 225 amino acids.
AUGGGACUGGAGAGAAGUUCAGUGGAGACAUCCAGCUGGCACACGGAGUUCCACCACCAGAACCUCAUCAUCUCCAUGCGGUCUCUCUUCUUUGCCGGCACAGAGACCAGCAGCACCACACUCCGCUACAGUUUCCUGAUCUUGCUCAAAUACCCUCAUGUUGCAGAGAAAGUCCAAAAGGAGAUUGAACAAGUGAUUGGCUCACAUCGACCCCCAAACCUCGAUGACCGCACCAAAAUGCCAUACACUGAGGCAGUCAUCCAAGAGAUUCAGAGAUUUUCAGACCUUCUCCCGAUUGGUGUGCCACACAAAGUCACCAAGGACACUCUAUUCCGAGGGUACCUGCUCCACAAGAACACUGAAGUAUACCCCCUCCUAAGCUCAGCUCUCCAUGACCCACAUUACUUUGAAAAACCAGACACCUUCAAUCCUGACCACUUUCUGGAUACCAAUGGGGCACUGAAGAAAAAUGAAGCUUUUAUGCCCUUCUCCAUAGGGAAGCGCAUUUGUCUUGGUGAAGGCAUUGCCCGCAAUGAACUGUUCCUCUUCUUCACCACCACCCUCCAGAACUUCUCCGUGGCCAGCCCCGUGGCUCCGAAGGACAUUGACCUCACUCCCAAGGAGAGUGGAGUGGGCAGAGUACCCCCAACAUACCAGAUCAGCUUUCCGCCCCGCUGAAUGGGCAGAAGGAAGUGGGUCUGUGGAAUCCAGAAGUGUUUCAGUUCUGUGAAGAAUGGCCCCAUCUUCCUGCCUCUGAGAGACCUGCUGAAACCCAGGCCCUAGGCGGCUGCUCACGUCUCCCCAUCACACUGCUGCUCCUCCAAGCUCUAGGGUGUGCUCCUCUCCCAUACUGAUAGAACCAGAGAAAACAACCAUGUGCCUGUGUUGGUGGAGACAGAGAUCCUGGAGGCCACAUCUCCUGAUGAACCACUUCUCUCUUGCUUGUAGCAACCACAGUUCCCAUCUAUCAGCUCCCUGUGCUCCAUGGUCUGUGCUAGGGGACUCUGCAUAUGGUCUAAAGUCUGUGUCUAUGG